CAAGGAUCAGCUGGGUUUCUCUGGGUUCAGCUCUGAGAUCUAAUCCAUCCCAUCUGACAGAACUGGACCUGGCAGGAAUGGACCUGAACACUGGAAUAAAGGAGCUUAGUGGGUUUCUCGUGUCUCCCCUCUGCCAACUACAGACAUUUAGAUUGAUUGGCUGCAGUUUUUCAGAGAUCAGCUGUGCUUCUCUGGUCUCAGCUCUGAAGUCCAACCCCUCACAUCUGGAACAUCUGGACCUAAGCUACAACAACCUGAAGGAGUCAGAUGUUCAGCAGCUGCAACAUCUAUUAGAGAGUCCAGACUACAAACUAAAGUAUCUGAAGUGGAGCUGAUGAUCAUUGUAGAGGAGAGAAGCUGAUCUGCGUCCUGCUGAGCCACAGAGGUUGAAGCUGCAGCAGUUUGUUUAAAGAUACCCUGACUGGAUCCUGAUAAUGAACUCUGGGAUUAGAGAUUUUCCUCACUUUUAUUUCAUCCUGUCUGUCACUUAGUGUCUGAUAUUGCCCGUUUCUUCGUUCACAAGAACGUGAGUACGGACUCAUGUUCUCGCCAAGUACGUUCUUGAGAAGAACACAGGAAAGUAUGGACUUGGGAAGAACAGGAGCACCCAGCAUAGACAUGGGUCAACUGGAACAGAGCGUACCCGUGACGUCACCACACGCUUGGCUCGUCUGAAGCUGCAUUUCACCUCCUGGUAUUAAU
Molecule: messenger RNA, 702 nt
Organism: Cyprinodon variegatus (sheepshead minnow)
Lineage: Eukaryota; Metazoa; Chordata; Actinopteri; Cyprinodontiformes; Cyprinodontidae
Product: NACHT, LRR and PYD domains-containing protein 14-like
Exons: 3
Coding region: 78-335 (85 amino acids)
Molecular function (GO): protein binding
Source: RefSeq, a predicted model, not a curated record